Molecule: messenger RNA, 652 nt
Organism: Trichomonas vaginalis G3
Lineage: Eukaryota; Parabasalia; Trichomonadida; Trichomonadidae
Exons: 1
Source: RefSeq, a predicted model, not a curated record
AUGAGUGAAGAAAAUAUAAUACCAAGAGUGCAUUUAUCAGAGAUUGAAUUAUCAAACUCAUUUAUAAAAGAUACUCUUGAAGAGAAAAAUCCUGAAUGGUUAGAAUCAAAUGAAUAUGGCGAUCCAAUAAUGAAAUCAGUUGAAGGUCUAAUUGAAAGCGAAGAAAUAACCAUCGCAAGAAAUGGGAUAAUUGCAGCAGUAACAAAUGAUUUCAUUACGAUUUCAGUUAGUCCUAAAAAUACAUUUCAAUUAAAAAAUUCAGUGAAUGUUGCAAUAAGAAUUCUAGAAUCAAUAGGAGAUCAUGAUGCAAUUGAUUGCAUACUUUCAAAGGUAUCAAAAGAUUUGAUAUCUCAUAAUAAAGUCAUGGUUUCACCUGCUCAUAUUGUACAUGCUUUCUGUACAAUUAAAGGUAAAGUAUCAAUUGUAAGUGGCUUUGUAGAAAAAGCAAACUCAUACAUUGCAAUUAACAAAGAAUCAAAUUUAUUUUAUGCAUUAAUUCAUUCUUUUGUUUUCGGAAAUGAAUACAUAAUAUCAGAUGGAGAUGUACACAAAUAUCAAACAUAUGAAGAAACAACAAUGAUCAACUCAUUACUCAUUAGAUACUCAAUUUUCUAUGAUAGUGAUGUUAAAGAUAACAGACCAAUGCGAAUAG